CUUACCUUGGCCUCCUGUGCCGCUGCACAUAUAUAUAGCUCCCACCACCACGAGUAAUCUAACAGAAUAAAUCAUGGGACCAGCCCACGGCCACCUCGUCCUCCUCGUCGCCGCGGUGGCGUUGCUGUCAGCUGGCUUCCUCCCGCACGCUGUGGCGAAGAAGGGCGGCGCCGUGCCACCGGCGGUUGCUGACAUAUGCUCUCGCACUCCAUUCCCAGACACGUGCAAGAGCACCGCCGGGCGGCACGCGUCCAAGUACCCGGUGAUCGACGUCGUGGCUGUGCUCAACAUGCAGGUGGACGCGUUCUCCAAGCGCACGGCGCAUGCGAGGGAGCGCGUGACCAAGGUGUCCCGCGGCGCACAGCCUCAGCAGACGCAGGCGCUGAGCUUCUGCGACACCAUGUACAUGAACACCCAGGACACCAUCGGCGCCGCGGAGCGGGCGAUCACCUUCAGAGACAAGGCUACGGCGAAGAUCAUGCUGCAGCUCGCUGUGCAGGACUUUGAGUCGUGCGAUCGGCCCUUCAAGCAGUCCGGGAUCAACAACCCCUUGGAGAAGAUCGACGUAGAGCUCAACCAGAUGGCACAAAACUGCAUGACACUGGCCAGCAUGAUAUGAGACUCAUGAAGGACUGAAUCGAUGAGAAUAUGAGAUGUCACGUCAUUCGAUCAGGAUGUCCACGGAUUUGGGGAGGACCUGGGUUUGGUUUUUCCUUCUUUUACAGAAAUUCAUUUACUAAUUUUGUGUUUUAUUUUCUUGACAGUGUCUAAAUUUGUUAAUUAUCACGACCCGACCUGCGUUUGUUGUGUAGGUCUUUUAACGUGGAAGAAGAGGGCCUUUUACGUUUAUCAUUUUGUACUGAGUUCACUAAUUUGUUCCAUUUGAUUGAUUGAUGUUUUGUGUUAAUCUUUGUUGUUGUUAGUGUCGAAUAGUUAAUUACUAGGGGUUCCUUCCCCCGUUGCUGCAGGGCAGUGUGGGUAUAUAUAUAAAGUUGUAACAACCAUACGCGUUUUCAAAGCUCGUAUGCAAUUCCAUAUUUUGCCUUUUGCUCUAA
Messenger RNA from Oryza sativa Japonica Group (Japanese rice), 1055 nucleotides. RefSeq lists its product as uncharacterized. Gene Ontology annotation, molecular function: enzyme inhibitor activity. NCBI's taxonomy places the organism in Eukaryota, Viridiplantae, Streptophyta, Magnoliopsida, Poales, Poaceae. The record is from RefSeq and is a predicted model, not a curated record.